Messenger RNA from Triticum urartu, 1420 nucleotides. The record is from RefSeq and is a predicted model, not a curated record. Lineage: Eukaryota; Viridiplantae; Streptophyta; Magnoliopsida; Poales; Poaceae.
GCCCCCUCCCCACUCCCCUGUUCUCUGCUCCUAGACCCACGCCGCACCACCUCCACAUCCCACCCCAUCGCCGCACCACCUCCCUCCCCCGUGCCGCCGGACCCCCUCCCUCCCCGCACCGCCGCACCGCCUCCCACGCGCGCCAUCACACCACCUCCCGCCCCGCGCCACCGCAGCAGCUCCUCCUGCCGGCCACCGCUGCUACCUACUACCAUGUGGAGGGAGUGCUCCGCCAGGCUUCCGUCGGUGAGCUGGGAUGUAGGAGGUGCAUCCACCUCCGUAUAGCACUCCGGUGCAUGGAUCCAGUCGUCGCCCUAUUAGAUCCAGCCGGCCAUGUUCCCUUGCAGCCGAGGGAUUUCGAGCGGCCGCCCCCAGCCCCAGCGCCGCCGAGGGUAGCUGUAAUCUCCCCACACGGUGGCCUCCCUGUCCCCGUCCCACGCGGAUCCAGUGAGUCCCGCAACUGGCGCCCCCAACCCCAGAAUCCUUGCCGCGGCGCCGCCCUGGAGGCGUUGCAGGAGCUGCGCCCUGCUUCCCCCUAUGACUCUCCGAGGCUGGAUGGAGCGGGAGGAGCUCCACCUUGCGUCUCCUGGACAGAUCCAUCACGGGCACCAGGAGGCCACCUACCUUCCUCUCUCGAUCUUCUCUGCAGCCGAGCACAAGGAGCACCUCCCAGUGAGCACGGGCUUCGGCCGUGGGAUCUCAACCCUCCCUCUGUCAUGGAUCCUCACUGGGGCAGCAUGGUAAUGCAGUCCGGCAUGCGCGCGCGUGCAGCACGAUUGUGUUGGCGAGGCAGCUCGUGUAAUUCCUUCAGCUAGUGGAGCAUUGAUCUUUAGUUCCGAAAGAAAAUGUUCAGAUUUUGCCGAUGCAGUGCGGUGUGAAAUUCAAAUGUGUGUAUGCUGUCGUCAACGAGCCACCGGAAGCAGCUCUCUGCUCAACUUGUUGCGGUUCCCUACCGGCGGGACAGAAGUGCAGUUCCAUAGGGUGCUCUCCUUCACGGGGGCAGGUGGUCAGCGCUGUGGUGCAGCUCAAAAACAUGUGCCAGGCGGUUCGGUGCUUUGGCCAGGAUGGCGACGAGUGCUCCUCCGGGUCAACGCCAUUUUGCCUCCUUCUGCCGAGUGCAGUACUCACCUCACCGCGCUGCAGUCCGUAUUUCCAGUGCAUGCAGCUCGCAACCCCCGCCAAUGUGUCGUCUAGCAAAAAUUCUGCAGUGCACUUGCCCAUGAGAAGUUCACUUCUUUUUCUAAUGCACUUUGUUUUGUUUGUGGCUCUCGAACACAUGCAUAGAAGAAAAGAAAAAAAUUAAGUGCAGCUCACUUGUUUCAUUGUUGUAGUGAUCUUCUAUCUCCGAGCGGUUCACUAUGUUGCCAAGUGCAAAAAAAUGGAAGAAAACAAACUGGAAAAAGUUUAUUUUUUUAAUGCA